AUGUGGGUUUUAUUUUUCAUGAUUUUCGGAAUUUUGAGGUGAGCAAAAAGAGAGGUUGUGGGAUCUUGAAUAAUAUGAUGUUUUUUGUUCAGAGCACAAAGUGGGCAAGAUGAAUGUGCCAUUCUCGAAGCGAGCAGAUUCGGUAAUUUUGCACUUGGGAAAGAAAAAAAAGAGAAAAAUAAUUUGAAAUUCAAAACUUUUUUGAAGACACAAAAAGAGUAGUGAAAAUCAGAGUGGGGCUAGGAUUUGUGCUGAUUUGAAAGGGCCCUGGGCUUGGGGUAAGCCUGAUAAUUCUAGUAUUUGGACUAAUCUGGGGGCCUGAACCUAAAGAAGGAGGCAUCUUUCACCUCAAACUGAAAAAGCUCGUGGCUAUCCUGACAAGAUCAUGCACUUAGGCUAACCUUAAAAAACCUUAGGCUUUGUGGAAACCUGUAAAGAAGCUCUAAGAUCCGAGCUAUCCUGAAAAAGCACCAGACCUUAGGAAAGCCUAAAACUAAAUUAGAAGCUAACCUGGAAAGAUCCUAAACUUUGGGCUAAUCUGAAGAAGCCCUGGGAUACUGAACCUUCUUGAACAUUUUUUCUAGCCAAAUUGAUCCCCGAACAAGUUGAUGCGAAAGCAAAAGCGGCGGCAACUGAAACCAUCAAAAACACCGAUCAAAAACCAUGGUAUGAGACCGAAGAACAUCUCGAGCGCAACUUUAUCGCCAAGAAAAUUGUCCAAGAACAAUUCCCGUUCCAACUUUGCGAUACCGACGAGUUUUCACCAAGUGUUGUCAGCCUCAAUAGAAUCAUGUCGUGCGAACAUGUGAGUUUGCUCUAUUCAGAAAAAUAUGGAGGGAAAUUACAUUUUUUGCAGAUUUGCCGAAAAUGUUUUGCUGGAAGCGUCUCGAUCUGUCUGCUUCGCAAUUCGAAAUACAUGUAUGAUUUAAAAAAAUCUUUAAAAAAUUUUUUUUUCAAAAUCAAAAUUUUUGCAGGCAAAUGGGCGAGACCUGCUUGUGCACCUACAGUCUCACUGAUCCAAUUUCGGAUGCCGCGUUCUCUUUGAGACACGAGCGAAGAAUUUUCAGCCGUCGCAUUCGUCACGCCUAA
This is a messenger RNA of Caenorhabditis angaria, 1089 nucleotides long. The record is from the annotation of a GenBank genome assembly. NCBI's taxonomy places the organism in Eukaryota, Metazoa, Nematoda, Chromadorea, Rhabditida, Rhabditidae.